ACUUAAUACUCUAGUUGAAAAUGAAGUGACUGAUAGUGAGGUGACUAAUAGUGAAGAAAUAUUUUUGCUCGUAAAUACAGUAGAAAAUAACAAUAAAGAGCCAAAAAGAUACAAGAGAAAUACAAAACUCACCUUACUUGUAAAUGUACCUUAUAUUAUUAGAAUAAAGCUGGAAAAACUGAGGUACAAAGAAGUACCCAAAUUUUGUGUAAUGCAACAAAUAUAUGAAAUAAAUAUGCUUCAGAAACUAAUAAACAACAAAGAAAUAGAAAUCUUUAAAAUGUAUCAAAUAUGUAUAAGAGAUGUGCAACAAGAAUUCCAGUAA
This is a messenger RNA of Dentiscutata erythropus, 325 nucleotides long. NCBI's taxonomy places the organism in Eukaryota, Fungi, Glomeromycota, Glomeromycetes, Diversisporales, Gigasporaceae. The record is from the annotation of a GenBank genome assembly.